AUAAUAUCAUUACAGUGCCAGAGGAAAACAAACCAGCAUGGGUCCAAGACGGCAUGGACAUGGUGGGAAGAGAGGACAUAAAAAGCAAAAUAGACCAGCUAAAAAACGAAAAACAGAAAACAACAAGAGAUCACUGCCACAGAAGCCAGCUGAAACUAGAGAGGCAGCAAAACAGAUACUAGAAUCAAGCUCAUCUGAAAGCGAAGAGGAAAUCAAUGACUACCAGAAACUCAUGUUUUCCAUCAAGACUUCAGGCGGUGGUGCCACAGAAAUGGAUGGUUCAGAAUCAGGUGAUGAAGAGGAUGAUGAAAAGGAUGACGCAGACGGAGAUAAAUCAGAUGAAAGCGAGGAUGACAACACAAGUGAUGAUGAAUCUGACGAGGAAAAUGAAGACAAAGAGAUGGAUAGUAACAUUGUGAAUGGCAAAAAGAAAGAGACGACAACACAAAUUGAAGAAGAGGUGGAAGUUAUGGAAAGUGAUGAAGAUGAAGAACAUUAUCAAAUGAAAGAAUCGGAUCCUUUCAGUAUUCAUUUUGAAAAUGAAAAAGAAGAGGAUUUUAUCACAAAUUUGGAAAAGAAAGAAUCAUGGAAAAAAUCCAAUAUAAAGGUACCACAUGUUGGCAGUGCCUCUCUCACAGCCUCCACUCACCAGUCCAAGAUCAGCUCCACAGACAGGGACCUAAAGAAACAAUAUGUAAAGUCCAAGCUAUGUACACAGGUGUUUGAGACAAAUAAAAGUCGCUGUAAUGUGGACCGAGAUCUAGGAGACUAUCCAUUGAAUGGCUUCCAGGAGAACUUAUUUAGUAUCAUCAAUAAUUACCAGGAUCUGUACCUACCAAACAGAACAUUACCUAAUGGAGAACAGAUCCGUCUAGUCUAUUGUCUACAUGCUCUCAACCAUGUCCUCAAAACAAGAAGUCGUGUUAUUGCCCAUAACACUAAACUGAAGAAACGAGACAAUGACCAAACAGAUUCCAGUGACUACCGAGAUCAGGGCCUGACCCGUCCUAAAGUCCUCAUAGUUCUGCCAUUCCGAGAGUCUGCCCUGCGUGUAAUUGAGAUGAUGACCAGUCUGUUGAUGCCGAAGGACCAGAAACAUGUAGUUGGCAAUAAGAAAAGGUUCCAAUCUGAAUACACAGAAAUGGAUAAAGACAUAAAGAAACCACCUAACAAACCAGCUGAAUAUGAUGAAAUAUUUGCUGGAAAUAUUGAUGACCAUUUCCGUUUAGGAAUGGGUGUGGCCAAAAACACCCUUAAACUGUACACACCUUUCUACGCUUCUGACAUCAUCCUGGCUUCACCUCUCGGUCUACGCACAGUGAUUGGAGCUGAAGGAGAUAGGGAACGUGACUAUGACUUCCUGAACUCCAUAGAGAUCCUCAUAUUUGAUCAAGCUGACAUCUUCCUGAUGCAGAACUGGGACCACAUUACACACCUGAUGAAGCACCUCCACCUCCAACCAUCUGAAGCUCACGGUGUGGACUUCUCUCGUGUCAGGAUGUGGACUGUUAAUGGCUGGUCCAAGUUUUACAGACAGACCCUGAUGUUCAGCUCUGUGGCAGCGCCUCAGAUAAACGCCAUCUUCAAUAGACACUGUUCCAAUUACGCAGGCAAAGUGAUGGUGACACGCCCAGACACCAGUGGGGCAAUCUGUCAGAUUGUUACACAGCUACCACAGACUUACCACAAGAUAAAGACUUCUAGUUAUGCCUCGGCAGCUGAUGACAGAUUUGAAUUCUUCAUCAAGAAGAUCCUCCCUCAGCAGAAGGAAGCACUGAAAGCACAGACAGUCCUGUUCAUCCCGUCCUAUUUUGACUUUGUCAGACUACGUAACCACUUUGUCAGAGAAGAUUUGGACUUUUCACAAAUCUGCGAGUAUUCUAGUGACAAGAAUAACUCUCGAUCAAGGAGCUACUUCUUCCAUGGAAAUGCCCACUUCCUGUUGUACACAGAGAGAGCACAUUUCUUUAAGAGAUUCAAGGUACGUGGUAUCCACCACAUCGUGUUCUAUGAGCUACCUACGUACCCACACUACUACAGUGAGCUGUGUAACAUGAUCCAGGACCUGCGCAGUCUGAAGGAGGGGGACACAUGUACUUGUACUGCACUGUACACACAGUAUGAUGCCCAGAAACUGGCGGACAUUGUGGGCACCAACAGGACUUCUAUUAUGAUAAACUCAACCAAAACCACACAUAUGUUUGUAACCGGAGACAAUACGUGACAUCAUGUAAACGUAUAGUCAGGAAAUAUAUUCUGUACAAAGUUUCAACUUUUAAUAAGGUGUGCAAGUGCAAUUAGUUUUGAAAAACAUCAUCCUGAACCCUGGACUGCAAUUUCACAGGGACUCCAACUGCAGCUGAUGACAAUUUUUAGAAAAUAAAACAAUUUUGAGACAUUCUAACUGGUAUGUCCAACUGGCAAGUUAAAAUUACCAGAUUGCAUGUAAAUAUGUCUGCUGUCAGUAUUGAGGCCAUCAUUUCAAAUUAAGUGAAGGACUCUUACAAAAAAUAUAAAUAUUAUUAUAAUGGUGCUUGGAUUAAACUGUUGCAUAUUUAACUUGUUGUGUUGUCAGAGAAAGUUAUGUAUAAAGGAACAGCUGUACAAUAAAAUUUUAUGUCACAUUUGUAAAU
This is a messenger RNA of Mizuhopecten yessoensis (Yesso scallop), 2633 nucleotides long. RefSeq names its product digestive organ expansion factor homolog. Gene Ontology annotation, molecular function: rRNA binding; U3 snoRNA binding. Gene Ontology annotation, biological process: maturation of SSU-rRNA from tricistronic rRNA transcript (SSU-rRNA, 5.8S rRNA, LSU-rRNA). Lineage: Eukaryota; Metazoa; Mollusca; Bivalvia; Pectinida; Pectinidae. Bases 38 to 2224 code for a protein of 728 amino acids. Gene Ontology annotation, cellular component: nucleolus; small-subunit processome. The record is from RefSeq and is a predicted model, not a curated record. The transcript has 21 exons.